AUGAGUCUAGUGCUUUUCGACGAUGCUAUCAAACAUUUGUUGCGUAUUUCAAGAUUAAUUAAAUAACCAAGAUCCAAUGCUUUAUUGGUAGGAGUUGGUGGUUCAGGUAAAUAAUCCUUGACAAGAUUGGCUGCUGAUAUCUUGAAAAAUGUAUGCUAUUAAAUUAUUUUGACUAAAAAUUUCAGUGAGAAAGACUUGAAAGAAGAAAUUAAGAAAUUGUUUGAUUGGGCUGGCCAUCUUGGUAAAUAGGUUACAUUUAUAUUGACAGAUAGUGAAGUGAAGAAAGAGGAAUUCUUAGAAUAUAUCAAUAUGAUCUUAUCAACAGGAGAAGUGGCUGGUUUAUUGGCAAAGGAUGAAAAGGAAGUUUGGUUGGCUGAUGUCAGAAAUGAUUAUGUCAAAGAGAAACAAUUGGGUAAUAUUGAUCCUCCUUAGAGUGACUUAUAUGCCUAUUUGGUUGAUAGAAUAAGAGAUAAUUUGCAUAUUAUUUUGUGCUUCUCACCAGUAGGUUAGAAAUUCAGAGACAGAUCUCGUAAAUUCCCAGCUUUGUUCAAUGAAUGUACAAUUGAUUGGUUCUUGCCAUGGCCUGAAGCUGCUUUGGUUAGUGUUGCUGAAACAUUCAUCAAGAAUUUCAAAGAAUUAGAUACAACUAAUGAUAUCAAGGAAGAAUUGAUGAAACAUAUGGGUAAUGUACAUAUUAUGGUUAACUCUGUUUGUGAACUUUACUUCCAAAAGAUGAGAAGACAAGUUUAUGUUACACCAAAGAGUUAUCUUUCUUAUUUGAAUUCUUAUAAGGAAUUGUAUUUGAAAAAAUAUGCUGAAUUAGAUCUUCAAGAAAAUUCAUACAAGAUUGGUUUGAAUAAGAUUAAUGAAGCAGCUAAACAAAUAGAAAAGAUGGGUGUUUCUUUAAGAGAAGAAGAGGCUUAAUUAAAGGAAGCAUCAGAAAAGACUGAGAAAUUAUUAGAAGAUUUGGAGAAAGAAAGCAAAAAGGCCAAUUAAAAGAAUGAUGAAGUCGAGGCUACCACUGCUUAAUGUAUGAAAUAAGCAUAGAUGAUUGCAAGUGAGAAACAAGCUGCAGAGAAAGAUUUGGCUGCUGCUAUGCCUGCUCUCAUAAGAGCUUAAGAAGCCGUCGAUUCUUUGGAUAAGAAGGAUAUUGAUGAAAUGAAGGCCAUGAAGACUUUGAUGGACAUUAUGAAAGCCAUUAUAGACUCAAUUGUAGUUUAUUUCAUGGGUAAAUUAUUGCCAGUUCAAUCAUUCACUGUGAAGAUCAGUAAGGUUGAUUAUCAAUUCUUGAAAGAUUCAUUUGAUGAAGGUGGUAAAUCAGUACUUUUUGAUAUGAACUUCUUAAACAAGUUGAAGGGAUUUGAGAAAGAUGGUAUUAAUGAGGAAACUAUUGAAUUAUUGUAACCAUACAUGUCAUAAGAAUGGUUUAGUGAGGAGAAGGCUUAGAGUGCUUCAAAGGCUGCUUAAGGUCUAUUGAAGUGGGUUAAGGCUAUUUAUGAAUAUCAUGAGAAGUCAAAGAUCGUUAAGCCUAAGAAGGUCUAUUUGUAAAUUUAAGAAGGUCGUCUUGAAGUGGCAAGAAAGGAAUUGGCAAAGGCUGAAAGAGAUUUGAAUGAAAUCAAGGAGUAUUUGGCUAAAUUGAAGGAGACAUUCAACAAGUAAAUGGAAGAGAAAUCAUUUUUGGAACAAAAAUCAAAUAAAACUAAAAAGAGAAUUACUACAGCUAGAUAAUUGAUUGAAUCACUUUCAGAUGAAAAGGCUAGAUGGGGAUAAGGAGCCACAGAAAUAGCUGAUCAAAAACGCAAAUUAAUUGGUAAUUGUUCAUUGGCUACCUCAUUUAUUUCUUAUUGUGGUCCAUUCAAUGCAGAAUAUAGAUAGUUAUUGGCAGGAGACUAUUUCGUAAAUGAUCAAAAGAGAAGAGGUGUUCCAGUUACACCAGGAUUGAAUCUGACAUAGUUUUUAGUCGAUGAUGCCACAGUAGGAGAAUGGAACUUAUAGGGAUUACCUAAAGAUGAAUUGUCCAUUCAAAAUGGUAUCAUGGUUACCAAUUCAACCAGAUAUCCUUUGUUAAUUGAUCCAUAAGGACAAGGUAAUUACUGGAUCAGAUAAAAGUUCGCUGACAAAAUUGAACCCUUCAGAUGCAUUACUACAUUGAAUCAUCCUAAAUUCAAAGAUAACUUCUUAAAACCAUGUAUGUAAGAUGGAUUAUGUUUGAUUAUUGAAAAUAUCGAGAAUGAAGUAGAUCCUAUGUUGGAUCCAGUUCUUGAAAAGUAAAUCUAAGUCAAAGCCAAGAAAAAUAAGUAUAUUGAAGUUGGAGGUACAUAAAUGGACUUUGAUGAUGGAUUUAAAUUGUUUAUGUUUUGUAGAUUAGCCAAUCCUACAUUCUCUCCUGAAUUAUCAGCCAAGACAACCAUCAUUGACUUUACUGUUACUCAAGGUGGUUUAGAAUAAUAAUUGUUGGGUAAGGUCAUCAGUAAAGAAUAAAAAGCUUUGGAAGACUCUCUCAAUUAAUUAUUGGCAGAUGUCAAUUAAAAUAAGAAAGAUCUAUAAAGAUUAGAUAAGAAUUUGUUAGAAAGAUUGACUCAAUCUUCUGGUAAUCUUUUGGAAGACGAAGGUUUGAUUGAAGUGUUGGGAAGUACAAAGACUUAAGCCAAAGAAGUUUCAGUGAAAUUGUUGGAUGCUGAAGUCAAGACCAGAGAAAUUAAUGAAAAGAGAGAAUAAUAUAGACCAGUUGCAAUCAGAGGUUCAGCCUUGUAUUUCACUAUUUUGGAAGUCUCAUUAAUCAAUUGGAUGUAUAAUUCCUCUUUGGAACAAUUCUUGAAGUUGUUUAAUGAUUCUAUUGAUCAAUCUGAAAGAAAUACAUUACCCUCUAAAAGAGUUGAUAACAUCAUUAAAUAUCUCACCUUCUAUGUUUAUAAGUAUGUCAAUAGAGGUCUAUUUGAAAAGGAUAAGAUUUCAUUCAUUUUAAUGAUGUGUUUCAAAGUUAAACAAACAGACAAAAAAAUUAAUGCUGGAGAUGUAUCACAAUUCUUGAAGAGUGGUGCAGCUUUGGAUGCAAAAGCAGAAAAACAGAAACCAUUCUAAUUCUUGGAUGAGAAAUAAUGGCUCAACAUUUUAGCCUUGUCUAGACAUCAUUUCAAUGGAGAUCAAAUGGCCUUCUUUAGAGAUCUACCAGAAUCCAUUUCUAGAAAUGAACAACAAUGGAGAUAAUGGAAUGAUAGAAAUGAUCCUGAAAAUUCACCAAUUCCAGAUUUUGCUGAACGUAUAGCAGCAGACAAAGAAAUUGGUCCAUUCAUUUCCUUAUGUCUCGUAAGAUCACUUAAAGAAGAUAGAACCUUAGUUGCUGCUACUCAUUUUAUUAAUGCAACUCUUGGCAAAGAAUUUACUGCUCCUAUUUCAUAUCCUAUUGAUUCUAUUUGGGCAGAAAGUUCCAAAACUGAUCCAGUAUUAUUCUUAUUGUCUGCUGGUGCUGAUCCUACUUCAUCUAUAGAUGAUCUCUCAAGAAAGAAGAGAAAAGUAUUUUGUGAAAAAGUGUCAAUGGGAGAAGGUCAAGAAGAAGCUGCCAGAAGAGUCAUUAAGAAUGGUUUCGAAACUGGUAUGUGGGUUAUUCUCUAAAAUUGUCAUUUGGGUCUUAAAUUCAUGGAAGAAAUCGAAACCAUUGUUAAUCCAGAGGCAACCAUAAAUGAUGACUUCAGAUUGUGGAUUACCUGUGAAUAACAUCCUAGAUUCCCAUUGGGUCUAUUACAAAAGACUAUCAAAGUUACAAAUGAACCACCUAAGGGAUUGAAGGCAGGUUUAUAUAAGACCUUUACUACAAUCAUCACCUAAGAAUUCUUGGAAAAGGUCGAACAUCCAAAUUGGAGAAGUCUUAUCUAUACAAUUUGUUUCUUACAUUCAAUUGUCAUUGAAAGACGUAAGUUCGGUCCUCUUGGAUGGUGUGUACCUUACGAAUUUAAUAAUCCAGAUCUUGAAGCCUCCCUUGCAUUUAUUGAAAAAUACUUGAAUUCAUUCCUUAGUGGACCUCCUUCAUAAUCACCAAACUUGAACUUGAAUAUGAAUGUCAUUAGAUACAUGAUUUGUGAAGUGCAAUAUGGUGGUCGUAUUACUGAUGAUUUGGAUAGAGAAUUGUUUAAUGCCUAUGGUGAAGAUUACUUAAAGGAAGCAAUCUUUGGAAAUGAGUAUGUUAUAGCUGAAGCACCAUUUGAUGCAGGAGGUGGUACUAAACCAACUAAAUUCUAAUACAAAAUCCCUGCCACAACUUAAAUGCCAGAACUCAUUAAGUAUCACGAUGUCAUUAAGUAAUUACCAGACAUUGAUAAUCCUGAAGUAUUUGGAUUACAUGUUAAUGCUGAUAUUACAUUUAGAAAGAAAGAAUCUACUGAGAUGAUUAUAACAAUUAUGGACACUAGACCAAAGGAUUCCGGCGGUGGCGGUGGAAAAACAAGAGAAGAAAUAGUCUAGGAUAAAGCUAGAGAGUUAUUAGCUAAAUUACCCUCAGACUAUGUUGAUCUGGAAGUUAGAGAACAAGUUCGUAAAUUAGCAGGUCCAAAGAAUCUUCCAGAUAAGGGAUUGACUGUGCCACUUAACAUUUUCUUAUAUCAAGAAAUCCAAAGAAUGCAAAUAGUUAUUGCCAUUUGCAGAAAAACAUUGUCAGAUGUCAUUGAUGCAAUUGAUGGACAGAUCAUCAUGACUCCUGAUAUUUUAGAUGCUAUCAAUUCGAUGUAUGAUGCCAAAGUACCUCUUACUUGGGUUUAUGAUGCUACAGGUGUCGAAAUCUCAUGGAUCUUGCCCACUCUAGGAGCAUGGUUCAGUUCAUUGAUAGAUCGUAAUAAACAAUUAAAUGAUUGGUUGAAGAGCAACAGACCCAAUCACUUUUGGCUUGGUGGUUUCUUCAAUCCUCAAGGGUUCUUGACUGCAGUCAAAUAAGAAGUCACUCGUAUGCACAAGGGCAAACCAGGAGACAAGGAUGCUUGGUCAUUGGAUGAUGUUGUACAAUCCACAUAAGUUAAAGAAAGAGAAUAUGAACAAAUCAGAGAUAUUCAAUCAGAAGGUGUCUAUGUGAGUGGAUUAUCUCUUGAGGGAUGCAAAUGGAGUAGAAAUGGACUUGAUGAGUCUGAACCUAAGAAGAUGUUUGCUCCUUUGCCCAUCCUUUAUGUCACUGCUAUCAAUAAGAAGAAGGGUGCUGAUGCUGAAAAGAAUUCUUCAACUUACAGUUGUCCUGUUUAUAAGUAUCCAAGAAGAACUGACAAAUAUCUCAUUUGUAGAGUUGGAUUGCCUUGUGAAGGUACAGGUGCUCAUAAAUGGAAGUUAAGAGGAGUUGCACUCUUAUGCUCAACCGAAUGAGAUUUUGAUAAAUAUAUUAUAUUAUUAUUAUAUAAACAAUGACAAUAAUAUUUUUUA
Molecule: messenger RNA, 5397 nt
Organism: Paramecium tetraurelia
Lineage: Eukaryota; Ciliophora; Oligohymenophorea; Peniculida; Parameciidae
Exons: 2
Biological process (GO): microtubule-based movement
Cellular component (GO): dynein complex
Molecular function (GO): minus-end-directed microtubule motor activity; dynein intermediate chain binding; dynein light intermediate chain binding
Source: RefSeq, a predicted model, not a curated record